Messenger RNA from Pyrenophora tritici-repentis Pt-1C-BFP, 975 nucleotides. The record is from RefSeq and is a predicted model, not a curated record. NCBI's taxonomy places the organism in Eukaryota, Fungi, Ascomycota, Dothideomycetes, Pleosporales, Pleosporaceae.
AUGAAUCAAAACUUCAAGGGCGAGCCGGAUCGAGAUGAUAUCCGAAUGCUGGAGAAUCUGCGCAACCAGCUGGUACCUAUGAUUAAAAAAAUGGAUCGCCUGCAAGGGGAGAUGGAAUUCAAGCUGAAUCGGGGAGAGGUAGUUGACUGUGGUGGGUAUCGUCAUCAGUCCAAGCUUGUCACCCAAAAGCACCGCAUUCCUUCCAAAGAUGCCAAGGGAAACAUCGUCCUCGAUGCAUCCGGCAAGGAGGUCCUUGUUGACCGCGACAUUCGCCGAAGAAUCGCUACGACACAAGCUCUACCGACCAACACUAGCAGAUUUGAAGCCCUCCAUCCGUUUCCAAAUCCGCUAUUUCCGAUGAAUGCAGGUGGUGGUAUGGCAGCGGGUAUGGCGGGCACAUUGCUAAGAAAGAGACUGGAGCCGAUGGAGGAAGGAUGGGUCGAAGAGAGGAUCCGAAAGGCGAGCGAGUGGGUUUAUGUACCAGAAGAGUGGGGAAUCGAGCCGAAAAAGCCUGACGCGGCGGCUAUUAAGCAGACAGAGGACGAAGACGAGGAUGAGGUUCCUGAAUCGGAACGCCUAGACUCCGAAGCGAUACCAACGACGCGAGUCAAGGAUGCACUUUCCGCGGACGAUAUCAAGAAACUUUGGCAGCACGCCCAUCAGGAGGUAUUCGAUAUGAAGUAUCUCCGACAGCUGUAUCCGAAAAGCUAUCCAGCUGAAGACGCGCAGGAUUUGAAUGAAGAGGAGGAAGAGGAAGAGGAGGGUGAUGAGGACGAAGAAGAGGACGACGAAGAGUUUGAAGACGUCAUGGAUACCUCAGGCGGCCAGGAAGCAGUGACAGAGGACAUUGCGAAGCCGAAGGUGGUAAAGAAGAAGGUUGUGUCGGGGAAGCUGCCUGUGCAUCAGCCUGUAGAAGGAGUGCCGGUGCUUUCGAUGGGGUAUGUGUAUGGAUUUGCGGAAUCCGGCGAGAAAUAG